AUGUUUUGGAGUGCGGAUACGAUUCAAAACUUGCCACAUUAUGUUUACUGGUGUGUCCUUGCAGUAGCAGUUGCUUUUGAGCUCAUGGGCACGACAUUCAUUCGCGAAGCGAAGGGUUUUGCGCACCCGGCUGCCGCGCUUAAAGCGUGCCUCUGCUACAGCGUUUGUACAGUGCUUUGCGUUGUUGCGUUCGCUGCACACAUCGAUCUUUCUGUUGGGUAUACCGUAUGGUGUGUAUUAGGGAUUUCUGCUACUGCACUCAUUGGAAAGUACCGGUUUGGGGAACAGUUUACUUGGCUGAAGGUGUUUGCACUACUUCUCUGCGCCUUGGGCUCGAUGAUACUCGUUUUUCAGUCUGAGAAGCCCUUAUUCGUCACGAGCAAGGCGGCGGAUGGACGUGUUGAGGCGAUACGUGCAGUUUCGAACGGAUCUUUGCGGAGUACAGGCGAGCCGUGCUUGGCGACGCAGGACGCGCUUCCGUAA
Molecule: messenger RNA, 483 nt
Organism: Cyanidioschyzon merolae strain 10D
Lineage: Eukaryota; Rhodophyta; Bangiophyceae; Cyanidiales; Cyanidiaceae
Product: similar to Membrane transporters of cations and cationic drugs
Exons: 1
Coding region: 1-483 (160 amino acids)
Cellular component (GO): plasma membrane
Molecular function (GO): transmembrane transporter activity
Source: RefSeq, a predicted model, not a curated record